CGCCCUCAGGUCAAGCUGCUGCAUUCAUCUCCUUUGGAUACCCUUGUUCGACGCACAUCCUCCCGUAGAGUACGAAACCAAGCAGCAUCGCAGGAACCAUCGUCCUCAACAGCCUAUGCCACUCGUUACUCACCUUCUCCAAACCUCCCUUCUCCGCCCAGAGCACCAUUUCAGGCAGAGGCACAAGCGCCCCCGUCUCCCCUUCUGCAUUCUCGAUUUAGAGGCUCAGGAGUCAGCGCAUCCACCAACAACGAUGUCAGCUCGUAUUUGAAUAGAAAGUCCUUCAUGACAUCUUUGGACACGUCGCAGGACAAUGAAGAUCCAUAUUACGAUGAUGCGAGCAUGUAUUCUGAUAUGAACGACAGUUCAUCAAGGGUCGCGCAGCCUUACUUUGAGGCGGAUCCGUAUGAUACAGCUCAAGGAACAAGCAAUUUCACCCAGUACGGUGCAAUUCAGCAGAGCCAAGGAUAG
Messenger RNA from Serpula lacrymans var. lacrymans S7.9, 471 nucleotides. RefSeq lists its product as uncharacterized. The transcript has 2 exons. The record is from RefSeq and is a predicted model, not a curated record. The coding region runs from base 286 to 471 and encodes 61 amino acids. NCBI's taxonomy places the organism in Eukaryota, Fungi, Basidiomycota, Agaricomycetes, Boletales, Serpulaceae.